AUGAAGGGAAAGUACUUACUAGGUAAUGACAACACAACAGAAGAAAACUUAGGUUACAAUGAUGAAACGUUGUCGACAACAUAUUCGGAAAAUAAAGCUUUAACAAACAAGGAGAAGAAAAAACUAGAAUACGAAGAAAGAAUGAGGAAAAAAAGAGAAAGACAGUUAAAAAGAGUAAAAAAAAUAAUUACAAAAAGUAAUUUAACUUCGCUAAAUGUCCUAAAAAAUGAAUUACUAAUUGACAUCCCAAACACUAUCCUUAAUGGAGCAGUUGAACCAACGAAUACUCUGCUAAAAGGAAAAAAUGACCAAAAUGCAAAUUCAAAAAAUGUUAAUACAAGUAUAAUAAAAAAAGUAAAUGAUAAUUUAAACGAACCAGAAAAACAAGAAGAUGAAAGGAAUAGAUUAAUUAAAACAGAAAUAGAAAAAAAAAACGGCAAAUAUAAAAAAUUGUGUUUUAUGGAAAAUAUAUCGAAAAAGAAACUGAUGAAAAAAUUAAAAUAUAAACAAAAACAAGACAAAGAGGCAGAAAAGGAAAAGUUGUUAAAAAGUAUAGAACAAUACAGAUUAAACAAUAACGAACGUAAUUUUAUCAUUCAGUUUAACACAAACAAUAAAAAUCAAAACCAAGAAGGUUUAGAAAAAUUAUUUCAGACAUAUAAAGAUAUGAAAAUUGAUUUGCCAAAUAAUUUAAGAAUAAUAAAAAACAAACUACAAAAAAAAAAAAAAAAAUUUUUGGAAUGCAAAAAAAGAAAUCAAGCACAAGCAACUUCUCGACAUGAUGACGUCGAAAAGAAACCCAAAGUACUGAAAAACGAGCAUCAUCAAAUGGAUGAAAAUGAACAUGUUCUUUCUCAUCCUGUUGUAGAAUAUGGUUCUAAUAUAAAGUCAUUAACAAAUGAAGGAAAUUAUGCUGAGGAUUUAAAGGAUCAUAAUCCUGAAAAUGUGCUUAGCAGUAGUAGCCACCUUUAUAUAAAUGAAAAUCCUCACAAAGGGGCGUACAAUGAUGAAAAGUAUGACUAUGAAAUAAUUGACAUUGUAGAGGCCGACAAUUCUAGUCACGAUAAUGACAGACUGGAUCAUGUGAACAGAGGUGGUGAUGAAAAUAUUAAAUCCAAGGACAUUCAAGAGGAGGGAAAAAAUGAAGAAAUGAGAAAAUCUCAGAGCAAAAAAAAGCAGAGUGAAGAAACAAAAACGGAUGAAGAGAAAAGGAAAAUUGUGUACAAAAACGUUAGUAUAAACAGAAAGGACAGCAUAGAAAAGCUAAGACAAGCAUUACCUGUCCUUGGUUACGAACAGGAAAUUAUUGAGGCUAUUUUAAAUUAUGAUGUUGUAUUCAUAAGUGGAGAUACAGGAUGUGGUAAAUCCACGCAAAUUCCACAAUUUGUAUAUGAACACGGUUUUUGCACAAAUGAUUAUCUUAUCGGUGUCACAGAACCGAGAAAAAUAGCUGUUAAAAGCAUUUCGAACAGAUUAAAUGAAGAAUUAAACAUUAACGAUGUAGCUGGGUAUCAAAUAAGAUUUGAAAAAUCGCAUUUUUUAAAAAACAGUAAAAUAAAAGUUAUGACGGAAGGUAUAUUACUAAAAGAAAUUAUGAACGACUUUAUUUUAUCCAAAUAUAGUGUUAUCAUCCUGGAUGAAGCACAUGAAAGAAGUAUAAACAUGGAUUUAAUUUUAGGUCUCCUAUCUAUAAUUUGUAAAAUCAGAAAAAACAACUAUUUUGCAUAUAAAUCAAAUAUGAUUCCAAUUAAAGUUAUUAUUAUGUCUGCAACCAUUGAUGAAAUCAACUUUUUUGAAAAUCAAAUUUUUACAAAUUAUACAUCCAUCAACAUUCCAACGGAAAAGGUUCCAGUGGUAGAUCACUUUCUCUCCUACACCCCAAAAUACUAUAUUGAAGAAGCUAAAAAAAAAGUUAUACAAAUCCAUAAAAAAUUACCACCUGGUAGUAUAUUAGUAUUCUUAACAAGUCAGGAAGAAAUUUAUCAUUUAUAUAAUAUGCUCAAUAAUUUAAAAAUGUCCAAAGAAAAUGCAGAAGAAAAUAUUCAAACCCUUGAUCUAACUAAUGAGGAAAAGAAAAAAAUUCAAGAUGAAAAUAUAUAUUCCUUUGAUUUAAGUGAAGAUGAAAAAAAAGUGAAUGAGGACAAAUGCAGUUUUUUUCUCCGAUCAACUGAUGAAAACAAGGAAAAAAGAAUUAUAUUUGAGGUAUCCGAUGAGGAUGAUGAUGAUGAUGAUAUACCAAUUCACAAUAACUCUUUAGCAAGUAAAACUGAGCAACGUAAAAAUGAUAUCGAUAGGAAGAUAGAAAAUUCCAGAAUAUUGAGUAAUCCAAACAAUAGACAAGCAGACCAAACUGAUAACAAAAUAGAAACAAACAAUUUGGAAAAAACGAAAAACUCGAAUGAUGAUUUCAUUCAUGAAGAAAGUCAGACAAAAAUAUUUAUUGCUGGGGAAGAAGGCUUAAGUUCAACGGGUUAUAUAAGUGAGGAUGACAACUACAGAGAAAAUUCCCACAAUGAUGAUGCUCAAGUGAUGGAUAACAAAUCGGAUAAUGAACAGAGUGAAAACUGUGAGUCAAAUGAAGAUGAUAAUGAGGUGAAAGAAAUAAAACAUCAUCAAAAUGAACACUCAACUGAACAGAAUAAAGAAAAAAAUCCAAAUGAUGUUGAAAUAAAUAAUAAAAAAAAAUGUAAAAAGGAAUCAAGUAUUUGGAAAGGAAGUGACGGAUCAGGUAAACUAAAAAUUUUUAAGCUCUUUGCAAAUUUACCUAUGCACGAACAAAUGCGUUUAUUUAAAAACCCGAAGGACAAUGAACGUAUUUGCAUUUUAAGUACAAAUAUAGCAGAAACAUCCAUUACUUUGCCAAAUAUUCGCUAUGUUGUUGACUGUGGAAAAGAGAAGAGAAAAAUGUACUCAACGCUAAAUGAUUAUUCAUACUAUAUUAUUGAUAACAUAAGUAAAAGUUCUUCACUUCAGAGAAAAGGAAGAGCUGGUAGAAUUUUACAUUUGUUAAAAAAAAAUAAAAAAAAUAAAAAGAAAAUAGAAACGGAAAAAGGACAUGUGUAUAAAUUAUAUUCUUCAAAUUAUUAUAAUUAUUUUUUCAAAAAGCAUAAUGAUUUCCCAAUUUUAAAUUAUCCACUUGAUUCUUUAAUUUUGUAUUUAUUAAGUUUUAAAAUCAAAAAUGUAGAAAAUUUCCCCUUUAUUAAUAAACCAGAAAAAUGUAAAUUUGAAGAGGCAAAAAAAAGAUUAAUUUAUCUUAAUUGCGUUCAUUUUGGCUACAAAGACAUAGAAUUCCUUUUUAAAGACUUAGGGGAUAAAAUGGCUUCAAAAAAGAGUAUUGAAAAUCAUAUAAACAUGUUUAACCCACAGAAGAAAAGCGGAAUUACUCUUGCGGGAAGUUUCAUUUUGUCCUUACCAAUCAGCACGAGAUAUGCUAAAAUUUUAACCGACGUUUGUUUAAAAUCAUUAGCUAUUAACCACACCAGCUCAAUUCCCUUAGCAUGUCUUUUAGUCUCGUGCUUAUAUUUAGAGUCUAUUUUCUCCUAUGAUUACAAGCUCAAAGUCAAGUAUGGCAAACGAGGAAAAAAAAAGAAAAGAAAUCUAAAUGAAAACAAUACUUGUAAUAAUAGUCAAAUGAACGGUAAAAACGACAUCCAUAGAAGUAAUUCUAAUUUAGUAAAUUUAAUUUUUAAAAAGAAUGCAGAACAUGAAGUUCAAACUGAUAGGGAUAGUAGCUCCUCUUCCGAUUUAUCUUCCGAUGAUACAUACCUAGACGAGGAAACCUUGUCAGAAGAUGGAUACAGCAAUAACAAAACAAGUGAUAACCUCCUUGAUAAUUUUAAAUUAAAAUUCGAUAAUGACAUUGACUUUUAUCUGAACAUAUGUAUCUCCUUUUAUUUUUCAAAAGAGAAAAAUCAUUUUUGUAGUAUUAUGCAGCUGGACCAAAAAAAAAUGGAAGAAUUGAUUAAAUUGUCGAAUCAUUUAAUGAAAAUAAUAAAUUACAAAUUUAACAAAAAUAUUAAUUUUGAUUUUUUAGAUAAAAACCCAUCAGAUUUAUCGAAAAAAAUAAUCCACUAUGCAGUUAUUCAAGGAUUUAUAGAUCAUCUAGCAAUCCGUUCUGACCUAAUACAUAACAAUUAUACAAGAAAUUCAAAUUUAAGUUCUAAUAAAAAAAAUGCCUAUUUCUCGCAAAAUAUGAACACCCCAAUAUAUAUAAAUUCCACUUCAUUAUUGUAUAAAAACAGGCCUUAUCCAAAAUAUAUACUGUAUAAUUAUAUAAUGAAGAACAAAAAGUCUUACGUUAUGUAUGAUUGUCUACGUAUAAACGAGUCAGACCUAGGAAAAAUGAAAAAUGUUUGUAUUUAUAUUAAUGAAUAUGAAAAAAUACCACCAGCUAAAUAUGAUAUGACAAGAGAUAAAAUUGUCGUUUGUGUAAAACCGUUAUAUUUACCAUGCUCGCAUUAUUUACCCAUGACAGUAAAGGAGUUAAAUGAGAAUGAUUUGUUGUUUUAUAACUACUUUGCUUUGUUUAUAUUAGAUGGAUCCAUGUUUUCAAAAAUGUCAUCGUUCCAUGUUUAUUACACCCAUUCAUAUAAUGACAUUAUCACAUGCAACAAUCAACAUGUAAAGCAGUUUAUAGAUGCCCUAAAGGACAACAGAAUAAGUAGUAGGUUGACCUUAAUUAAUAAAUGGAAAAUUCAGAGCGAUUUUUUAAAGCAAGAAUUCAUAUCGCUCAUUGGAAAAAAAAUUAGUGUACAUAAUGAACAACAUAUCGAUAAAUUGUGGCCCCCUUUAGACUGA
This is a messenger RNA of Plasmodium gonderi, 4797 nucleotides long. Its product is annotated as DEAD/DEAH box ATP-dependent RNA helicase. The transcript is spliced from 3 exons. Gene Ontology annotation, molecular function: RNA binding; ATP binding. Bases 1 to 4797 code for a protein of 1598 amino acids. NCBI's taxonomy places the organism in Eukaryota, Apicomplexa, Aconoidasida, Haemosporida, Plasmodiidae. The record is from RefSeq and is a predicted model, not a curated record. Gene Ontology annotation, cellular component: intracellular anatomical structure; nucleolus. Gene Ontology annotation, biological process: maturation of SSU-rRNA from tricistronic rRNA transcript (SSU-rRNA, 5.8S rRNA, LSU-rRNA).